This is a messenger RNA of Xyrauchen texanus (razorback sucker), 2488 nucleotides long. Its product is annotated as tumor protein p53-inducible nuclear protein 1-like. Bases 76 to 345 code for a protein of 89 amino acids. Lineage: Eukaryota; Metazoa; Chordata; Actinopteri; Cypriniformes; Catostomidae. Gene Ontology annotation, cellular component: nucleus; autophagosome. The record is from RefSeq and is a predicted model, not a curated record. The transcript has 3 exons. Gene Ontology annotation, biological process: positive regulation of DNA-templated transcription; autophagosome assembly.
UUGGUGACGUCGUGUCAAGUACAGUGAAGAACAAGGUGGAGGAGCUUCGGGUACAUAAACCAGUCUAGACAGUACAUGGGGGAACAACUUCGACACAAUGUAUACAAGCAAAGAUAUUUCAGAAACAGCUGUCUGACAGAGGACCAGUCACUUGGCUCAGCUGAGGAAGACAUUCUUGAGAACCUGUUGAUUGAGCACACCAGCAUGUCUGUAUACCAGAUGAGACCUGAUGAGGAUGACUUUGGUUCUGAUGAAGAUGCAGACGAUGUGGCUAGGUUACAAGAGCCAGCCAGAUCCAGUUCCGUUCCUGCUUGGGUGUCGGACUCCACAGCUGCAUGUCGCUGAGUGAUGACAAACUACAGCCAGUGCUAACCAGACAACACGUCAGUCUUUUACGAUGGACUUCUGAGGAUAAACUGAUGCCAACUCUAACUGUAAGACAUUGGAUACUUCAUAUGCCACUGCCUGAACCUUGGAUUUAGGAUGAACCCCACAGAAAUGACCUGCCGGUUGAACUGCGAUGCAUCUCAUUGAUCUCUGCCUGCAUCACCUUUAUUAUUGAUGGACUACACUCUUAAAAUAGAAUACACACACACUAUCAAUUAAUUGCCAACAAAAGUCUUCAUCAACCAACUAAGAAAGGACAAUUGCCUCUAUGUGAACUUCUGCAGUUAAUCCAGGAUGGACUUCAAUCCAGGAUGGACUUCAAAGUCAUUAGUCAUUCAUCUUACAAUUUCAUACAAAAUCUUUGUUUAAACACUGGCCCUUAACACUUAGUUUACACAUUUUACAUCAUGACUUACAUUGCACAUAAAUAACUUGUAUUGGCAUUAUAUUCAUGCUGUUUAGCCAGAGGGGAACUGUCCCUCACAGUGAGCCUGGUUUCUUCCAAGGUUAUUUUUCUCCAUUAACCAACAUCUUAUGGAGUUUUGUGUUCCUUGCUACAGUCACCUUUGGCUUGCUCACUGGGAUUCUAAAUACAAUUAUUUUUUAACCAUUUCAUUAUUUAUUUGUAUACACAAUUUACAAUUACACAAAGAUGUCUUUAAGACUUUAUAGAUAUUACAGUUUCAUUUUCCGUUAAAGCAUGAUUUUCUGUAAAGCUGCUUUGAAACAAUGUGUGUUGUGAAAAGCAGUAUACAAAUAAAAUGACUUGACUCUGACCGUAGGGCCUGGUUGAGGAAGUAGCAUUCACGUGUGGGCGUCUGAAGAGUGUGCACCUCUGGCUAGGCUCACAAUAAGACUGGGCUGGAGAGCGAGAACUGGUGCAUAGUUAAUAAGCCUCGUUUCCACAGUGGUGGAUGAAGCAAAACUGAUGUGAAUAAUGCUUCACCAACCCGGUCUUUAAAACGCAGAGUGCACCUCUUCUCGGGGAGCUGGCUUCAAAUCUCAAUGUGUGCACACACUGGCAUCCUUGCAUGCCCAGGAUCUGAGCGGGGAGGGUUCGGCCAAAUUAGAUGCGAUGUCCCGCUCCUCUGACCCCCAGCACAAUUUAGAUAUGCCACCGGGGGAGAACAGCACGUGUCGCAGCCGGCGGGCUAGAGGCCGGGACGCUUGGUUAAAAAUCAUUACUAAAUGAAUAAUUUAAGAAGUAAACAAUUAACUUGUUGACGUUUUAAAAAGAGGUUUUGAUGAUUUUGCAUCAGGAAGUGUGUGAGCUCAUUUCAUGAACACUGGUGGGAAAAGCAAUGGUGAAGAAAAUUACAGAAAUUUAAGGCAAUCUGUUUUUAGGUGGUAAACAAAUUAAAGUUGACUUAAUGUUUGAAAUGCUGCAUAUGAUGAUUUGUGAAGUAAAUGUAUUUAAGAAAAUAUAAAAAAUAUUAUUUUUAAAUAAUAAUUUUAAAUAAUUUGUAGAUAUUUUCAAUGGAAUAAUUACUCCUCUGUCCCAAUUUAACACUGCCUGAAAAAACCUGGGAUUUGGUCAAAAGAACGGCUUUAAAAGUAGGAUACAUCCUAAGCAUUCUAUAAAAGUAUAAUGUCAUAACAUAUUGAUCAUAAUUUUAAUAAUUCAAGGUUUGAGUUAUGAAACAUUAUUUUAGUUUAGUUUCUGUUUUCAUUUAGUUUUAAUUUUCGUUAUCUGUAAUAACACAGCUACACGCAAAUGCACCAUGCACUGUCAGCAAGCUUAAACAUUCCAAAAAGCAAAAUAUAUUAAACUCAAUUGUUUGAGUUCUUCCCCCAAGCAAUCAGACUUUUGAACUCUUGAUCGAUCGAUCUUGAUACAUAUAUCAGCGGCGCAUUUUAUUAGCCUCAGACUGGACUCGUAUUUUAUACUUCUCUUAAUAACACACUGCAACUGGCUAUCAACCGACAGCUGAAUGUCAACACAACUCUUCAUAUUUAUUUCCACUGAUUAACAGUGUUGCACUUGUGUAUAUGGUUAAGUGACAAUAAAAGGAUUUGAUUUUGAUUUGGAUGACUUUUGGAACAUCCUGUCCCAUUUGUAGGAUGUGUAUCUUUAAUUUACUUCUGUCCUCUGAUCUUACAU